AAUUUUUCAAGCCAUAUCCAGCUGAUAGGAUGAAAAAGUUUAAGAGGAGACUGUCCCUCACGCUCAGGGGAAGCCAGACUAUUGAUGAGUCCCUGUCGGAGCUGGCUGAACAGAUGACCAUAGAGGAGAGCAGUAGCAAAGACAACGAGCCCAUUGUGAAGAAUGGCAGGCCGCCAACGUCUCACAGCAUGCAUUCCUUCCUCCAUCAGUACACAGGGUCCUUCAAGAAGCCCCCACUGCGAAGACCCCACAGCGUUAUUGGAGGAAGCCUUGGUUCCUUUAUGGCAAUGCCCAGAAAUGGAAGCAGAUUAGAUAUUGUUCAUGAAAAUCUGAAAAUGGGAUCAGAUGGUGAGAGUGACCAAGCUUCUGGGACAUCAUCUGAUGAAGUCCAGUCCCCUACAGGUGUUUGCCUCAGAAAUCGUAUACAUAGACGGAUCUCGAUGGAGGACUUGAAUAAGCGGCUGUCGCUGCCUGCAGACAUCAGGAUACCCGAUGGCUACCUGGAGAAGCUGCAGAUCAGCAGCCCGCCCUUCGACCAGCCCAUGAGCCGCAGGUCCCGCAGAGCCUCCUUAUCAGAAAUUGGGUUUGGGAAAAUGGAAACCUACAUCAAAUUGGAAAAGCUUGGAGAGGGCACAUAUGCAACGGUAUAUAAAGGGAGAAGUAAGUUGACAGAGAACUUGGUGGCAUUAAAAGAGAUCCGCUUGGAACACGAAGAAGGUGCACCCUGUACAGCUAUAAGAGAAGUUUCACUGUUAAAGGACUUAAAACAUGCAAAUAUAGUAACGUUGCAUGACAUCGUUCACACGGACAAGUCUUUGACUCUGGUCUUUGAGUACCUGGACAAAGACCUGAAGCAGUACAUGGACGACUGUGGGAGCAUCAUGAGCAUGCACAACGUCAAGCUGUUCCUGUACCAGAUUCUCCGUGGUUUGGCAUAUUGCCAUAGAAGAAAAGUGUUGCACCGGGACCUGAAACCACAGAACCUCCUCAUUAAUGAAAGAGGAGAACUAAAGCUGGCUGACUUUGGACUAGCCAGAGCCAAGUCAGUCCCCACCAAGACCUACUCAAAUGAAGUUGUCACGCUGUGGUAUCGGCCCCCUGACGUGCUUCUUGGUUCCUCGGAGUACUCAACUCAGAUCGACAUGUGGGGAGUUGGCUGCAUUUUCUUUGAAAUGGCUUCUGGAAGACCACUGUUUCCAGGGUCAACUGUGGAAGAUGAACUGCACUUAAUAUUUCGACUACUAGGAACUCCAUCUCAGGAAACUUGGCCAGGUGUUUCUUCAAAUGAUGAAUUCAAGAACUACAACUUCCCAAAAUAUAAGCCACAACCUCUAAUUAAUCAUGCACCCAGGUUAGAUUCUGAAGGAAUUGAGUUGAUAACAAAGUUUCUUCAGUAUGAAUCUAAGAAAAGGGCUCCAGCAGAAGAGGCCAUGAAACAUGUGUACUUCCGAAGUCUAGGGCCGAGAAUACAUGCUUUACCAGAAAGCGUAUCAAUAUUCAGUUUGAAAGAGAUUCAGUUGCAAAAGGACCCGGGUUUUCGAAAUUCUUCCUAUCCAGAGACAGCCCUAUCCUGAUCCUGGAAACUGCAGAGAAGAGACUUAAAACUCGGAAAGACUGAACCUGGAAUUCUCACAAGCCCCUUAAACUGACAAGGCCUCCGAAGGUAAGAGGUGCUACGUCACGCAGCGUGUCCAGGGUCCUAUGUUACCAGCUGAACUUGAAAGAAUAUUUACGUUAUAAUCCAUCUUUCAGACUCAUGACUGUCCAUGUUGGCUUUUCUUUAUGCCUUUAUGGUAUUAACGACAUGACGAUUACAUUAUUUAUUUCCAGACGUUGAACUCACUAAAAUAUUCCAUUUCUCCCUCCCAGCUUCUCAUAACUAUUAAUUUACUCUCUGUAUCUGUGAAGUUUCCUAUUCUAGAUAUUUUCUGUCCUGGCAACCGUACCAUAUUUAUAUUUUACGUUUGGUUUAUUUCUUUCAAGGCAAUAUCUUCAGAGUUUCUCUUCAUGGCCGACUGACGUUCCCUUGUGACUGAACAGUGUACAUGCUGUUGCGGUGAGCAUUGGUGAACACACAUGCUUGAGUUCCUGUCUCUAUCUCUUUGGAGUGUGUGCAUUAGAAGUAAAACUGCUGGUCAGACCUCACCAGCAGCUGCUCUAUUAAAUUCCUGGUAACGUGGGAGAGAGAAUUCUUCAUCCUUCAAUACUCAGUCUUGUCAGUACCAUCAUCAUGUCCCUUCUGACAGGCGCACACCGAAGGCCGCAUUGACAUUUACUCAUGAUUACCUACCUCAAGUGUCUUUUGUUUGUUUGGGUUUUGUUUUGUUUUUUUGCCUUUUGUAGACCUGCUUUAAAGAAAAGUUCUUCACGGAAAAAUGUUGCCAGUUUUAAUAACAGAGUCGCUUUGUUGAAUUGUAGGGAUUCUCUGUGGAUUCCCAGUCUGCCCUUACAAAGCACAUGAUUUUCAGUACUUCCUCCUGCUCUCUGGUGACCUUUCACUUGCUCGUGGGAGCGAGGCCGAAGUGUCAGUGUCACUUCUCACUCACCUAUUCCGUUGCCAGUGCCUUUGGUGUCAGAUUUUACAAACCUAUUGUCAGUUUUCUAAGACUGCAACUAUCUGAAGUUUUAGUCUGCAAGUUCGGUUCAUACAAAUCCAGCUUCAUUCUUUUGAAUGUAAACAGUCGUUUUUCCAUCACCACCAUUUCUUGAGGAGGUGCCCACAUUGAAUGAUCCUCACAACCUUAUCAAAAACCAGUUUGCAGUAAAUGCAAGGGUUUAUUUCUGGACCCUCUGUUCUACUCCAUCAAUCCAUACAUCUAUAGUCUGGCCAUUCCAAUUUUACCACAGGUCUUUUUUUUUUUUUUUUCCUCAGUAUAGCUUUUGGGACAGGGGACAAAUUUUGAAAUGAGGAAAUACGAGUUAUCCAAUAGAUAUGUCCAGCCUUUUGACAGUUAUAUAUAAAAUGAACUACAAACAGAAUCUCACAAGGUUUUAGUUGCUCAGGAUUCUGGGUUGGGUUAUAGUCGUAGCCAUCCUUGGUCCCAUGCAGCAGGCAGGCUGCAGGUUGGGUGUUUUGAGAGCUUGAGGUUACCUAGCAUCCCCCGAACCUCUCCAGGUGAGUUUAGAAGAAGACAAACAAUAGGCCCACAUUGGCAUCUCAGUGAGGAUUGCACUGAGCUUAAGUCCCGUCCCCAAAGGUGGGCACUGCUCUCUCAACGUUUUUCCUGGUCCACAAGUUCGAGGUGUUCUCUGUUUAUUUAGGUUGUCUUUAAUGCUCUCAGCAAUGGUCAGUAGUUUUUAAUGUAAAAGUAUUCCCCCUCCAUGGUUGAAUUUACUUCUCAGUAUUUAUUGCUGCCGGUGUAGGUGCGAUAGCUUUCUUAGUUUCUGUUUGAUUUUUCUUUUCAUUGCUAGUGCUUGGAAAUACAGAUAAUUUUGUUUUGUUUUGAUUUUGUAACUUCCAACUUUGUUGACUUUUUUGCCUUUUUAAAGGUUUGUUGCUGUUGUCCAUUCUUUACCUCUACGUACAAAAUUACAUCAUCUGUAGGAAGAAAUAGCUUGACUUUUUCAUUUAUAAUUUGGAUGCCUUUUCUUUCUUCUCUGUUCCUUUUUUUCCCCUUCAUAAUUGGUCCUUUAGAGCUCCAGUGUUACUGAGCAGUGAAUGAAGGCCAGUAACUUGUGUUCCUGGUCUUGGGAAAAGCUUUCAGCCGUCCGUCUGUCCGUCCACCCGUCCACCACCCCUGUAACUAGGUGGGUGUGCAUUCAGCCCUUAUGUUUAAGGAGCUUCCUUCUCCCUAGUUUCCUGCGAGCUUUUACCAGGAGGUUACUGGUCGGUCGGCUUUAUAGUUGAAAACGUUCUCGCAGUCGUUUGUGAUGGCCGUGCUGUUUUCUUCACUCAUUACCUUGAUUGAUUUUUUGUGUUACAUCAGCAUUUCGUUCCUGGAAAGAAUCCCACUCGCGAUGAAGGAAAGUUUAAGCAUCCUUUUAUGAAAACAUUUGGGACCAAACGUGUCUCAGAUUUCAAAGGGGUUUUUUUGCCCCCAGUUUGGAAUAUUUAUUUGCCUGUGGUAAUUGAACAUCCCCGCUUCAAAACAAUAAAUCUGAAAUGCUGCAAAACAAUCUAAAAAUGUUUUGAUCAUUGUUACUCUAAAAGUUUCAGGUGCCAACACCCUUUAGGUUUUAUAUCAGGGACGCUUAAGUUGUCAUUCUUUAAACACGCUCUCCAAUUUGCUAGUAUUGAGAAUUUUUGCCUGUAUUUAUAACGGGUCUGGCCUGCACUCUGCUUGCAGCAUCUGUCUCCAUUUAGUGUUAGCAUUGCUGGCACCUGAGGUGAGUGAAGGAGUGUUCGCCCCCUUCAGUUAUGUGAAGUGACUUAAGAUGGCUUAGUUCUCCUAAUCCCAUGCUGCUUUGCAUCUAGCUGUUUUUUAUAGUAGGCCAUCUUGAUGCCUUUCCUUCCUUUCUUUGUGUGUGUGUGUGUGUGUGUGUGUGUGUGUGUGUGUGUGUGUGUGUGUGUGUAGUUGUUUUGAUAAUAUAUAUUACAAAUAUUAAUUAUUUUGAGUUUGUGUUGUCUUAAGAGUUAAGAGUUGUGUUAUCCCCUAAUGUCAUCCCCUUUUAUUAUUCUGUCGGUGACUCUAGUUCUUAAAUUUUAAUCUAGAUUCUUAAUUCUUUCUUUGUUUUACAUGUUCAUUUGUAUCAAAAUGUUAAGUGGCAAUACAAACUCACAAACUUGGUAGAAUUAAAAAAUUUUAAUGUGUUCCUACACACGACGAAAUGCGUAUUUUCCUUCUGGAAUGUUUUCUAAUGCUAAGUUCAGACCCUGGGCCUCAGGUAGAAGGUUUGUUAGUCGAGAGUUUAGUUUCCACUUCUGACCUAAGAAAACUACUGACAACAUCCGUCCAUCCAAAACAAGAAGAAUAUAAGUAAAUUACUGAUUAAAAAACUACUUCGAUGUGAAAAGAAUAUGAGUUGACCUACACGUGUAACUAUAUUUUAAUAAACUUGAUAUUUUAUUGAAAAAAAAAAGAGUUGACCUACGAUGGUUGGAAGGCCUUUUCAAACUUUCCAGCUUCUCUCUAAGAGGCCAGGCUUUUCCUAAUCUAUUGGAAAACUAACAUUCUUUUAAAGCUAUCACUUGACAGACUAACAUGUACUCUUGUGAGAAAGACAGGCGGACAGUUCUUUCACAGCAGUGGCUGUGCUGUCCCUACUGCGGUGCAGAUACAGGAUUGCCUGGGAUACUGAAAGAUGCUUCACUGGGCUGUGGACAGGACAGACAGACUUGUCUCCCUCAGACUGAAUUCCUAGAACAGUGCUAGUGAAGCAUUUCAAGUGCUCCAGCCCCUUUGGCAGCUGUAGUGACAGUUCUUAGUUAGGUCUUCCAGUCCCCCCACCCCCUGGGCUAUUACAUAAUGAUUCAAUGAAAGGGCGGGGGUGUGGGCUAUAGGGUCAUUGUGGAAUGGUGCUCAUGCUUCUUUUGUUUUUAUCUGGAAACACUGGAACUCGUUAGAAAGAUUGCCUUGGAAGCAUUCCAGCCAUUUGGCUCUUCCAGACCCCAGCCAGCCAAUCUUUCAGGACUUAGCUAUCUGGGGACCCCUCCCCAUCUUUCUGAGCUUAUGCUUUAUUGCUACUAAUUAUUCUAUGUUGCUUUCUCGUACGAUUUACUCACCCCGGUGUCUUCUUCUCUUGCCUACGCUUGAGUCUCCGCUCUUUCUUCUGGAAGUCCUUCUCUGUACCCUACCCUACUACAGAUUGGUUUAUGGGCCCUCCAGUUUUACUUCCCUGAUGUCUGUUGUCCAUGUACUUCAAAAUAUAAAAAUACUUAAUCAUUUUUUAUCAUCACUCAAUAACCCAUAAGCCCUGUGAAGAAAAGGAUUACUAUGUCUUGGACUAGAUAAGAAAUAGUAUUUGUUGAUUAAGACACACGAAAUCCUUGUUUGUAAGUAAAACUUACCACUUACAUAACUUGGCCUUGUCUCCUUUCUUUGAACUAGAGAUUAAUGCAAUCAGGAAACCUAAGAACUAACUCAUAAUCAAGUUGUUCUACCUCUACACACACACACACACACACACACACACAGAGAUCUCACAUAGGACUAGGAAUAAAGUCAGUACAGAAGUCCAGGCAGAACAGUCUAUAAUUACUGGGAGUCUCCUAGGCAACAGUGGUGUGUGCUUGGUAUGGUGUAAAGACAUAGACUACUAGUUCUUAAACUUAAAAGACUUAUCUUUUAAGCAUAUUGACCAACAUCAUGGCCUCUUCAAUCAAAGUAUAAUUUUAAAAACUGACCAGCUGUUUCUUUGAGUCAGUUAUUUAACUAGAGUUGGUCUCAGUUCCCUUUUGUAAAAUGAUGUAUAUUAGUCCUUCCUUCGCAGGGCUCUUCCCUCACAGGGCUUGGACUUGGAGCUCUGGACUCCAGCUGUUUCUUUGAAUCAGUUACUGAAGUACCAUUGGUCUCAGUUCCCUUACUUGUAAAAUGAUGUAUAUUAGUCCUUCCUUCGCAGGGCUGUGUGAGUUCUCUGGACUUGGAGCGUGGAGCAGUGCUGCACACUUGUGAAGUAGUGUAGAAAUAGUUCCUAUCAGUAACUGAACCUGUCACGUGAUGGGAUGAAAAUGGGGCUUAGGUUCCACGGUCAUUUAGAAGAAGGUACCAGAACUCAGUGGCAGUUCCGUAUUGGGCGCCAAACAAGGGAGUUCUGAUGCAGAGAUGCCAUGCCUGAAGGUUUAAACAAAGGGCACAGGACCACACGUGGCCUUGCAUCUCCUUGGGUAGAAGCAAUGUUUCUGCAGUGCUUCCUGGAAACACGGUUGGUUUUCAAAUGCUUCUUCAGUAAGUGAAUAAUUCCCUACCACACCUACAAAUAUGUUAUAGCUUAUAUAGCUAUGGAUGUACCCCUUUUAAAAUUGUACUGACAGUUAACAUCAGUCUGGGUCUCUGCUUAUCUACUAUUUCUUCCUUCCUACACACACACACACACACACACACACACACACACGCACGCACACACACACACACACACACACACGUCUUCUGAACCAAACCACCUGUUGACUGCACUGAGCUCAUUGGAAGUAAAACAAAGAAGAAUAACCUUUGCCAACAAGUCUGUAGUUCAUACGUCCUUGUGUCAACAAAAUGGCUAAAAGGAAAAAAUUAGUUUCUCCCCUUUUCAUUUUCUUGCCUCAGUAUAGAGCAAAUGACUGAACUUGGGUAGUGGUGGCAGUAGUGUGUGUGUGUGUGUGUGUGUGUGUGUGUGUGUGUGUGUGUGUGUGUGGUGCACAGACACAGAGACUAGAUGACAUCAGCUGCCCCACUCAGCACUCUGCCUUACUUCUUUUUGAGACCUAGGCUUCUCCAUUUCGUCUAGACUGGUGACCUGCCGGCCUCGGGCUUGUCCCUAAGCCUCACAGUGCUGGACUUAGAGACCCAUGCACAGUUAUGCCCAACAUGGGUGCUGGGGUCCUUCUGCUCCCUUACACACCAAGCAGCCACAUGUCUUAAGAUCAGGAAACCAUCUGAAAUCCAUUUUACUAUUCUCCCAAUUCAACCUCAGUGGCAAGGAGUGUGUGUGUGUGUGUGUGUGUGUGUGUGUGUGUGUGUGUGUGGUGUACUGGGCUUUAGAGUCUCACACAUGCUAGGCAAGCACUCCUCUACUGCACUAUAAUCCUUAUGCACACAGAAAGCAUUCAAUGUGCCAUGUACAGAGAUAGGAUUCUGUAUUUAUCCACCUUGUUAACGCAGAAGGAGCCAUGUUGGAGUCACUGUAAGUAAAUGGAAAUGAACAAACCCACUUGCCUCUUAGCACUUUUUUUAUUACAAAGUAUUUAUUCAACAAAACAAUAUGACAGUAAAAAAACGACACCCAUGUGGCAGCGGAGGAAGCUUCUCAGCUGUAGGGAAGCUGCGCAGGGACUGAGUUCAGCUUCCACAGUGAGGUUCUAGAGCUCCAACGGCAGCUGCAGCAGCUGAACACUGAUUAAGCAAGCAUAAGAGCCGGGGAUGCUUUUUGCAGCCUAUUUUCUGGCUAAAUUAAUCCUGUUAAAAACACAGAAGACGGCGAAGCUGUUAUUCUCCAUCUUCAGUUCUCCCUUGAGUAUUUGGACUCACCAAGAAUGACACAGUGUAUCUAGAAUACAGGAUAAUCACAGUAAUUGGAGGACAAGGAAACAGCAGGCAGACUUACAGUCACAUGAACAUUUCCAGCCAGCAUUUAUAGUUUAAAAGUCUACAAAAAGUCAUUCUGUUGAGAUUCCUGCACACUCCUUGUUCCUUCCUAAGAAUCUUGCAUAUCAAACGCACCCUCAUCAAGCAAUUUUCAGCACUCCAGCCUGAUGUUUCCGUAGGUGUUGAACCACUCCCACUCUACCCUCAGUGAAUGCUGUGGCCCCAGGCCGCUCCCUGCCUCUCACCUGGUUCUGUGGGCCUGUCUUGACCGGAGAACAGCGGAAGCACGCCCUCUGAAAGCCCCUCCCAGCUCUGACACUGCGUUCAGUAAUUAUAGUCCCCUGAACCAGAUCCUUUUUAUUUUAGUACACAUUUAUUCUUUGCCAUGAGGGAGUGGCAGGGUGUCUAUUUAUGGGCUUGGAGCUGUCUUCAUGGCCUUACAGUCAGAGGCUUUUUCUCUUCUCUUAGUAAGCACACACCCCUUAGAAAGAUAGUCCCAUUCCGGUACUAAGUCUCAAUUUGUAAGUAUCUAAACAUAAUUUUAAUUGUUUAAAAUUCAGAUUUUUUUUGCAUAAACUUUUUUUUAGCCCCCUUAUGAUUUGUUAUUUAUCUAUUCUGUUGAGGCACAUUUCAAAUUGUACUUUGGUUUUUGUUUUUGGUUUUUUUUAACUACUUGUGGAUAAGUAGUGUUUCAGCUCACCUGAUCUUAAAUUGAAAGCACUUUGAGUCCAUAGUCUUACAUCAGGACUUCCCCUUAAGCACAAAUGUGCUGCUACCUUCUGGGUUUUACCAGAUGAGGGCCUGCCGCCUUCACAGCCCUGACCCACGGCACAUGAAGCCUUCCCUGCAGAGCAUCCGAGGAGCUGCUGCCUCGGAUUCAGAGUGAGAUUCCUGAAGAGUUUUCCUUUAUCGGAUUGCCUUCCUUCUCGCCACCAAUUGAAUACAGAAAGCAGUGUCUCUCGGGCGCUCAUCUUGAGAAGCAAGGCUUUCAGUUCCUCCAGAUCUUAGUAACGCAUUUUGCUUUAAUCCACCAAAAAUUACCUAUACACAGGAAGUAUAUCUACAGAAAGCUGGUAUUAUAUAAUCGUUUCUUUGUUUGAAUUCGCCAUCUGUGAGCAUCUCUCCAAAACAUUCUUAGUUUGUCUCCCAGCCCCCUCUUUGGGAGAGGCAGGGAGACAGAUUCCUGGGGUUUGUACCCACUGCCUCAGCACAUGCAGGGCACACAUUCUACUGAGCUAAGUCCUCAGCCCUACAACAUUAGGUUUUAAAUAUUAAUUGCCGUGCCAGGAAUCUUAAGAAACCUUAACUCCCAGCAGUGAUAAGAUCCCAGAUGGCUGUGGUUGUAGGAAAUGAAGAAGGCAGGGCUAGUCUUUAAAUUAAACACAAACCUGGGAAGUCCCCUCGAGAGUUUGGCUGGCAUGGACUUAACAUAGCCUUAGCAGCCCAGACUUCUGCCGGGGGGUUAGAAAGGCCUCUAUAGAUGACUAAGCCACUGGCCUCUCAAAGUUCUCCUUUUAAAAAAUGCACUUUGGAACAUGUUCUUUAAAGAAUGUUUAUUGUCUAAAUAUGGCUUCGUUCAUUCUUAUAAAAACAUUACUUGGACAUUGUAUUUACUGGAUUUCAGUUCAAAAGAAGUCCUAAGGCAGUUCUUAGUGAUAGAAGUACACUUUGAUGGUGUCUACGUGAGAAAAUAGCACUCUACUGAGAGCUGUUUGAUGCCAAUGCGUCCUUCAAACAUUUCCUCUCAAUACUAGAAAUACACAAGUUCAUGUACAUAAAACUAAAUGCAAAGGAAGGCACAGCUGGUUAUACCGUGUAUACAAGCAGAGCUCAGCAUAUGUAGAUUUAAAGCGAUAGAAAGCUUCACAGCCUUAUUAGUUACACUGAAAACAUUAAGAAAGGCUCCUCACUGUCAGUGUUCAACACUCCAGAGCUAACAGGAUAAAAAACAAACAUUAAAAUCCACUUGAUGCAAAACAGACUUCCAUAGAGAGCUGAAAUAUAUAUAUAUAUAUAUGUAUAUAUAUAUAUAUAUAUAUAUAUAUAUAUAUAUAUAUAUAAAACCGUCUUUUAAAAUGGUGACAUACAUCUAGAUUAUCCGUGUUAUGAAAAGUGCAAACCAAAUUGACCGGGUUUCACGACGUCCUUCUCAUGACACAGGUAAACUAGCCCAGAGGGACAAACUGGCAUCAUCAGUUCUGUGAGUCCUUAGUCGCUGACAGUGGCGGUGGCUGUCAUCAUGAUUUCUGAGAGCUGGAGGACAGCAGUACUGGAGAUGGGGCUCUAUCCAGACUGGGGAGCGGCAUGGGCAUGUGACCAUUGAGCAGUGUGGGGAACUGUGAGGGACAAGAAGCAGUCAGUUAGUAACUGUGCCAAAGCCAUUAAGGAGCUUGCAUUCCUUAGAAUUACAUAGACAGACCAAUGUAAGUUGUUCUCUGAGCCCAGCGAUGGGAGCUGGCUGCUGAGCUGUUUACAAAGGUUACAUAGAGCAACAGAGCCCAGAAAAUGCCCCCAUUCUGUGUGUCUAAGGCCCCAACGUGUCCUUCACAUGUUAUGGUAAAGUUUAUUCUACUAAUUUUUAAGGUUCUACGCUAGUUUGCCGAUUUGCCUUAAAUAUUGAGGGGUGAAACUGAAAACCAAGACUCUUUACAAAUGGGUCAGUAAUCUCAAAUUGUGAAAUUUGCUGUCAGUUUCCCACAGCACAUCAGAGAUGUCUGUCAGUUCUUGUUCAAAAAUGAGGAGCUGUUACUAGUGCUGACUGCUCUGUUGACAGAGGGCUUGAACCUUGAUUCCAGCACCCAUGUCCUCUAUCCGAACUAUCCCAGUGCCAGAUCUGUUGUCCUGGCCUCUGUACAUUUUUCUAAAAGAAAGAUGAUCUUAAACUUUCCUGGAGGUGACAGAACACUUUCGUUGAUCUAAUAUCCACUCAUUCAGUCACCCUUGCCCAGGCGAACAGUGAGAUCUCUUGUGUUGUUGGUAACGAAAAUGGUAGCUGGCGGAACGAAAGCGCUGGAUUUCGUAACUGGAACAAAUACUUCAGCUGUGAUCCCAAACGAAGAAGGGCGAGCAGAAGCAACCUUGCAGAUGUGCUGCCCACUCACGGCUCGCAUCCUGCGUUGCCAAGGAUGCAGUGUGGCCGGCUGACCCCCCCCCCCCCAACCAGGUACUCUUGAAGCUUAAUCCCCGUUUAGUCCAGGAAAGUUAAAUAUUAAACCUGAGUACUAAAUAUCAAACUGCAGGGCCUGGCACACGUUAGAGGUACAAUAAAUAUUUGUAGAAUGAGUAAAUACUUUCCCCCCUGAACUAUUUCGGUAACGUUCAACGCCUUUGCUUCUCAGGGGCUGCCGUUUCACUGGGUCACCAGGAACCCAAUGAAAGGUUGGGUAAAGCCACCUUUGUUAUCAACACCUUCAUAAGUGAGAAAAACAAGUCCAAGAGCAGAUUCUGGUUAGCUCAAGGUCGUAGCUCCUAAGCGAAGGCAAGUUUUAUCUCCGGCUAUUUAUUUAAUGGUAAGUGGCGUAGGCAAGGGUUUCUUGUCAUUUGGGCUCUUUACAUUUCGUCUGACUUUGUUUCUGUCGAGUUACCGGAUCUAUCCGUAGGCACUUAAACCUUUCUAACCACACCCUUAACCCAACUCAUCCCAUGUUGACUUCAGGUGAACUGCAGAUACUCUCUGACCGUUUCAUUGGUGCCUGUGAAAGAAUCUUCUUUGGUGUUUUUAGCUCAUUGCAUGUGUUAGGAUGGAUUGCCGCCCACUCUGCGUACACUCAUUCGCCACAUUUCUCUUGAUCAGCUUGGGUCCCCCCAACCCCAGAAUGUUUAUUGGCUUUUCUCUCACCACAACUGUAAAAGUGGGCCAAGCCAAAAAGUUACAUAGAGCACAUUCUCAGUCGGAAACCAAGUCUUCUCUGCCCUGUUUCCACACAGACCUGCCUGUGAGAAAUGUCCCAGUGUGUUCGUAGGGCAGGCUCCAGAUUCAAGCUCGUCUUUGGCACCUCCCUCCCUUUACUGAAGCAUUUUGCAAAUACAAAACCAGACCUCUCGCAGAAAGAUUAGUGUCUUUGUCUGUUCUCUCCUUUGCUGAAAUUCUGCCAUAUCUGCUGUAAUCUGCUCAAAGCAUGGUGUACACUCCCAACAUUCAGGGGGCCGAGGCAGGAGGACUACUGUGAGUUUAAGGGCAGCCUAGGCUACAAAGCGAGUUGCAAGCUAGCCAAAUCUACAGUGUAUGACCCUGCACCAGCCACUCUCCCUCCAAGACAGCCCGACAGACAGAUCAUUGUCUCAGGAGAUCUGUGCAGCAACACCCCAGCCCCAACCAACUCCUUCCGGAAGGAUUUCAGUUCGCUCAUGCAGGAAGCAUGCCCACUCUGCUCUGUAGGUUGUCUGAUCAUUCAUUCGACGACAUCCAGUGUAUGUAAAUGAGGCUCACUGUUCUUUAUGCAUUUUGAAGGGGCUCAGUGGUAAUGUGCAUUCUGAGGAAGAGCUCGAUGUCUCGAUAUUUUUCCUCAGAAGUCUCCUUCCUCCUGGGAUGUUUGCUCUUUCCCAUUUUUGAAACUGCCACCUCCAACUUCUACAGGACCCGUUGCUCUCUUUUAUGAAAAGAGUCAUAUGUUAAAAGGUACGGAGUGGUUCCCCUUUGCACGUGGACCCAGCCAUAACUUGAGAACUCCAGGCCACACGACCUGCCAGCCAUCAGAGGUUGAUGUUGCAACCCCCACUUCCAACCUCCAUGGCUGUUUUUCGAAAGGCUCUUGGAUUGAAAAGAGGUCUGUUUGCAGAAAUUAAAAUGGAAAACUCUUUGCAGAUGGCUUUUGUGUGCAGUAACCUGCAGAAUUCUAAAUGUAAACUAGGAACCCUAGCCUGCACCAGUUCUCAGAAUGUGGUUCCUACCCUACAACAUUGUGAGAAGUGUGAACCAUUUUUCAGACCAUGCCCAAGACCCCGUGAAUCAGAAGCCCCAGGGUGGGCCUAGUUAGCAUCUUUACUUGACACACUACCCAUGUGACCCACAUGCAUGCUGACUUUGCAGAACCACUGAAUAUGUGCCGUGGACAUCUCCCGGCUCCCAGAGAUCCUGCCUGUCAGUGCACUGUAGGAAUGAACUCUUUACUGUUGGGAAUCCUGGAAUAGGAACAAAGUUCCACUGGCUCCUUGUGGCUUUCCUAGGAGGUCUUUAAGCCCCUGUACCAAUCUGAUGGCAGAACUCCCCAAAACCGUAGAAAUCAGAAGCUGUUUUUCAAAUAUUCACUGAGCUCUGCAGAAGCUCCAUGUUUUAGACUCUCUAGUGGUGCGGUCGGUCCUACCCACAAAGGGCUGAUGUAUUCACACAACUCCCUCCUGCUACGCUUCUACUAGACUCCGCCACUUCAGGUUAGAACGAUAACAACAUGUUCACUGUGCCUGACCAGAACUGAGCUAGGACGGGACAAAGGGCCAGGGAGAGAAGGAAACUCGAUUACUCCCGGUAGUAGUCACAUCAUGACACCCUACUCCAAGCCUGCUAGGAAACCAGACGCAAUCGAACCCUCUGAGGCCCCUCCACGCUUCCAAUGAGAUCCUAAAUCCUAUUGUGUUUACACUGUGUUCUUGCAGAGACGUGCUCAGCAAAUACUAACCUCGCUAAGCAAAGUGGCCAACUUAGAGGACAGACGGGAGCUCAUAACGUCUUAUUGACGUGUGUGCUUUGGCAUCAUGUUGCUAGGCCUUCAGUAGCGGCUGGCAUUAUUGUGACCAUCAACAUGCUAGAAACUGGGAAAUAGCACAGUACAUAGUUUGGGGCGAGCCAUCCUAGGGCAGGGUAAGCAGGCCGGGUAAGAUCAAGCUAGACGGGCUGGAGAGAUGGCUCAGUGGUUAAGAGCACUGACUGCUCUUCCAGAGGUCCUGAGUUCAAUUCCCAGCAACCACAUGACAUAGUGGCUCACAACCAUCUGUAAUGAGAUCUGUUGCCCUCUUCUGGUGUGUCUGAAGGCAGCUACAGUGUACUCAUAUACAUAAAAUAAAUAAUUCUUUUAAAAAAAGAUCAAGCUAGACAUUGAGGGACACAGAGCUGGCAAGGUGUCCACCUUUGCCUCAUUCCUGCCCUGCCUGUAUUCACAUCCCCAAGGCUGUAACACCUUGAGUUGAUGAGUAGCAAUCUUGAGGCUCAGGAAACACUGAUCUCCACGGGAUAGUGAGUAAAGGCUUCCUGGAAGAUUCCAGAAGAAGAAUGAAUAAUGAAAUGUGUUCGCCUAACUCAGGGAGGUCUUCAUUUUUUUUUUUAACCGUGUGCUGCACAGUAUUUUGUUACAAAAUCUGAGCUUAAUUAUGACCUAUAGAAUGAUGCAGGUAACGUGUCUACUCCAGUUUGCAAAAGCUGUUCACCGUUUUUUUUAUUUCUCGAUGUUUUUCAUGUGGAUACAUUGGCUAGUUGGGUUCCUAUUUUAAAGUCUUUUAUUGAGCUUUUACGAAAAUCAUUUUUAAAUAUUAAAUCGUUUCUGCAGUCAGUUUUCAGCUUUCUUAGUCAUGUGGAAGUGUCCAGAACACAGAGUCUAUGUUCGGAUUCCUAAUGUAAGCACUUCUUUUCUACCUCAGUGAAAAUGUCUGUCUGAAAGGCUGUGCAACCCAAUCCUUACAAAUCCCCCUUGGAAACUUUAACUUAGUAGCUCAGUGGCAGAAGGUACCAUCAGGGCCUUUGUGGAGUUUCGAGAAAAGCCAUCCCUUGGAUGACCUGUGUUUAAAAGCUCAUUUGCAAAAACACUUACCUGGAAAAGUGUGUUUGGCCCUUGCAGCCUAGCGGGACUCAGCGGGGCGACCGGACUAAGGCUGCUCCAGAAAUGUAUGCUGGGGAGCAGCGGACUUGGGGUCAGAAGCAGUCCACUUGGCGUCUAGAAGACAAGGCAACAGGCAGGUCUUGAUAGGGGUUCACCUAACACCAGCCAUGACCAAAAGCAGCGGAGUGGUUAGGUGUGUGGGCCACAGACAGUGAGGCACGCCUUGCCUUCUAGGGAAAACUGGGCAACUUUAGUUCUGUCGACAUGACUAGGAAGCAGUUUAAUUCUCCUCAAUACUAAUUUCAUGGGCAAUUCUUAAGCAAGUUACCCUGCUUAAACAAUCUGGUUGGAAAAGUCAGGUUUGUAGCAACGUGUCAAGCCGUUCCUUCAACCCCUUCCCCCUGCUACCAGGAGACACAUGUCCAGACUGAACAGGAUCCCUGGAAAGGACUUCAUUUCUUAUCAAACUUUUUGGCCACCGUGGAUACCGAUCACACCCAAAGUGUACAACCCCCAGGGGCACACACGUUUGUAUAAAGGUCAUCUCAGGCUUCACACGCCAUUAUCAACAGCCCUGUAAUCAUUGAAAUUCUAUUAGCGUGGAUCGCAGCCGCCUGUUCAGAAGCCCCGAGCUGAUUUCAUGGACUUCACUCUGGACGUGGGGCCGGAAAGAAUCCGUCGCCCUGGCAAUGGGAAGUAGAGCGGUAGAGCCAGAACUCGGCAUUUCUUAGAAGUGACGGGACUGGCAUUUGCUUGCCCACACUCGGCAGGAGGCCUGGCCCACAAGCCAGCUAAAGGGCAGGAGAAACAACCCGCCCAGGCCAGUAAAUCUGCACGGCCUUUAUUCUCAGCAGAGCCAAGCUCUCUGGCCCAGGGUGUCUGCACCUCUGGUGACCAGAAGGAGCCCCUCAAUGAGACUCUUUGUGUAAGAACACAGCAAAGGCGCCAGCAUUAAAGACCGCCCCACGCUGGAUGCUGCCGUGUUAUUUUUUCCUAGAACUGGCCUCAGCAGCCUCAGUGGUUAUCAAGAGCAUUUGAGCUUAAACCUAAAUUGAAAGGCUUGCUCUGUUCAGCGGGAGAGGGACAAACAUCCAGGGGUCUUCCAUCCAAAGUGCUGAAUGGUAAACAAAUUGAAACCAAGUUCUUUGAGUCUCUGGUCCCACGGCAUUUCCUUCUACAUACUGAAUGGCCUGCGAGGUUACUAGGAUAAAUAUGUGUUUUGAGUCAGUGCUCCAUUUUUUUUUUUCCUACUUGGAGGCAAUCUCACAAGUGUGCUAGGUCAGCUAGCCUCACGGUUGAAAAUGAAUGGCUAAGCAUGAUCUGCUGGGGUCCCCAUGUUCAGAAGCUCUACUCGCUGGCUUGACAGCCUCGGCCGAGCAACCUAGCGUCUUUGGGCCUCAAUUUCAACCUGUUAAAUGGGAGGGGAAGGGAAAUGCAGGCUGUUAUUGCAGGGUUGCUGGGAAGACAGGCAACUCACCUGACACUCUUAAUAUAUUACUAUGCAUUAAUUCUAUUAAUUUUAUGUAGUAAUAUAAUACACAUUAUUUUAUAUAUUUUAUCUUCUAUAUAUAUAAGAUACUAUUUAAAACAUAAAUACAUAGUUAUAUACAACACACUAUAAUAUAAAAGUAUAUAUAAUAAUAUAUAGAAGACCAAUACAAAGAAAUGUCACGUCUAAGUGACAAGUCAUUUGUGAACCAUUAAUAAAUAUAAAAUGUACCUGAUGUACUCAUUAAGUGGAAUCUAUCCAUCCAGGGGAGAAUUCUCAACUGGAUACUGAAAAGUUCUCGUGGGUUGGGCCCCAGUCCACAGACCAGGUGAUAAUGAGAUAUUUCCGAGCCAGGUUCAAACCACAGUGUGUCACAUGAACAUUUCAUAGCCAGUGCCAGAGCUUUCUGGUUCUUGUCAAAGUCUACACAGUCUACUAAACCAUAAAGGGCAGCCUUUUCUCAUCCAAGGCCAGACUCACACCUCUGGGCAGCACCUGAAGCAUAGGAUUUCUAUUUCCAUAGUCUAUGGUUUGCAUCCCCGCCUCUGGACCUGAGGUGCUCGCACAUUUGUUUCCAGGGAAUACAGGAUGCACACAGAAUGCAAUGGCCUUCUGUUUCUCAUGGUUACUACAUUUGAAAUGUCUUCUAUAAUAUAUGCAAAUAAACAUUGUGAAAUGACUUCAUUAACUCUUCCUCCCACGGCUGUGCUCCCCGGAGAUCCUGCAGCCUUAAGGGAAGGACUGUUUGGGAACUUGGAAGGGGAGCCUUCCUAAAGAGCCUUGCCUGGGUUAUUCCGGGACAUUGCAAAGCUGUCAAGAUGUCUCUGCCUGACCUCCUGGAGGGAGGACCAACUGCAAAGGGUAGACACCCUCCCUCCUCAGUCGUCUGACAUCUGUGAGAUUCAAACCCAGGACAAGUCUCACUUGGUACCUGUGGCUCCUCCCAGCACUUCUCAACCUGUCCCCUACCCUAAGUCCCUCCCUCCCAGGGGUUGGGCUUCACACACACACACACACACACACACACACACACACACACACACACACACACACUCCUAUUCUAACCCAGUCAUUGAGGCUACACUGGUCUCUUGGUCCUGUCUGUUGCUCCCCCUCCCUGUCUCUCCUCUCAGCGUCCGGUUUAGUCUGCCAGCCAUGUUUAGCCUGGGCUCUUCCUUCUGCCUGCUUUCUCUACAUCUACAAUAAAAAUCUCCUCCAUACGUCAGGAGUAAUCCCGUCCUCCUCCUAUUUUAUUUUUCUUUUUAUUCAUCUUCUCCUGAAAUGACCUGCAUGUUCAAAACCGAACUCAUUUUUCAUAUCCACCUCUUCUUAAGACUUCCAUUUCUGUUGGCAAGCUGUGUAUCUCAACAUACAUACUGACUGAGAUGGAAAAUAUUUGCAGAAACAAGAAGAAAAUAAAACAUGCUUUCUGCACACAUGGCUGUCUCUACCUACCACUCAGCAUCCCAGGCACCAAGACAGAAAUAGUACCUUCCUUGGACUCAUUUUCAACAUAUCUCUCCACUUCCUUCUGGGCUGUGUUUAGAUCCAGUCAGCUUACCACCGGUGAUACAACAGUCACCUGGACCAGUCUGCCUGCCUCACGUCCCCUAUCCAGUACACAGUUCCACACAGUCACUCUAAAACACUUCAUUCAAAAAUCCAUUCAGGUGCAGGGGGGAGGCCUCCUCAGCCACAACGCUAAAUCCCCUAUACUUAUUAAACACCUUGUCACUUCCCUCUGUCAACCUUGCUGCUUGGCCUUGUUUCCUGGGCUUAUCACCUAGGGAUUCAUAGACUUACAACUCUUCAGUCUUUCUACACACUCAACUUUGCUCACUCCCCAGGCACCGUUCCCAUGGUUUUGUUUUUUGGUUUUUGGUUUUUUUCCCUUUUUUUUCGGAGCUGGGGACCGAACCCAGGGCCUUGAGCUUGCUAGGCAAGCGCUCUACCACUGAGCUAAAUCCCCAACCCCCAUUCCCACGAUUUUAACCUUGCCUCAGGUUGGUGGCUGAGUGUGUCAUGGCUUCCCUGAUUUACCAUGGUCCCGACCUAUACCCUUUUCUCCUGCACCUUCCCAUCAUCUUUGGGUUCAUUCCCUGGCUCACACUCACCCCUCGAGUUAGUCACCGAGUCCUGUGUCUGAUAGUCUCAAUCUCUCAGAUCCAGCUCCUCUGGCUGUUUCUGUUACAACCCAGCAUCUUCUGGUUAGCUGGAAUGCUACACAGUAUCCUAACUGGAUACAGUGGCCCCCUUUGUAUCUAUGCCGUCACACAGUUCACACUGUCCCACACCUGCUGCCUUAAUCUGCUCCCAUCUGACUAAACUCCAACUCUUCCUCUAAUACCCAGAGCUGUUCCUCAUCCUUACCUCUUCCCAGCCCAUAAUGCUCCCCUCCCAUCUGCCAGAAAAAUCUCGGCUGCUCCCUCAGCUCCCCACCCAACUGUGACUGCCCCUUCCAUAGCUACUCUCAACAUGUCACUCCUCUGGGUAAGUUCUUCCCUUCUUCAACAUUCUUUCUGUGUCUCCCAGGGACUCUACCAGCCAGGCUUGUACCCCUAUUACCAACCACAGCAGCAUACACGGGUGUGUGUGGUGUGUGUGUGUGUGUGUGUGUGUGUGUGUGUGUGUGUGUGUGUGUACAUGUAAGCGCGCGCCCAUCAGGUUUCAGAAAUUGAGCCAAAUGUUCUUUCUUGUGCUGCUCGGGUCUCCUCUGUAGGACAUAACUGUCUUGUGUGCAUGCAUGUGUGUGUUUCCUCAGGGAUAGGUCCUAAGGUUGUAAAAAAAAAAAAAAAAAAAAAGGUCACUUCUUAUGUACUUUUCAUGUCUUGCAAGAAUUUAUGUUCAGUGGUCAUUUAUUAACUCUCAUGAGGAGUCCAUGUUCCACUUGGCUUAUGCCUCUAAAAGUUGUUAAUUUCCUAUCAAACCAUGUCUCAACUUCUUGGGCAGAAGAAAUUAUAUUUAUAUUAUAUUUGUCCCAUAUUCUUUACCUUCUGGGAAGGAGCUGUAAGUUCACAAGAACAUGAACCGAGUCUAUAUACUAAUCCUGGUAUCCCCGGGGCAGCAAGUAAGUGCCUGGGAGUUCAGUGACUAGCUCCAAGUGAACUGAUUAGCAAAGAGGCCAAGGAGAGAAUGGGUGUGGCCUGCAGGGUGGCAAUGAGUAGAUGUCCUUGCUGGUGUCUUGAGUGGGUGCCGGAGACAUUAGAAAAUCAUUCAGACUUCAGAAACAGGAAAGGAGAAACCCUAACACAUAUACCUUAAAAGUGGCAUAGAGGCCACCAGACUCCAUGGUAAUGGCACUCCAGCUAUUAUUUUCAAUAGCUGGGCUGGGGUAAAGGCACUUGCCAAUAAGUCAGAGUUUGACCUCAGGGACUCACAUGGUGGAAGAAAAGAACCAUCUCCGACAAGUUGUCUCUGACCUCCAUACAUGUGCCAUGGCCCACAUGCACACAAUAAUAAGUGAGUGUGUGUGUAUGUGUGUGUGUGUGUGUGUGUGUGUGUGUGUGUGUGUCUGAAGUGACUGAAUCUCUAGAAAGCCAUCGAGUUGUUUUAAUUCAAUAAAAACACAAUUUUAAAGGCUUCAAUAAAGGAAUAGAAUCCUCCAAGAGUUUUGUGCAGCUCCAGUCUGAGGUAAUGAGGUAAGGAGAGUCUCUUCCAUGCAUCUAAUAGAAGCACUGAGAGUGAUGGAGGCAGACCGGACCACAGGCAGUCAAUAGAAGGAGGAGACGGGCAGCAGGGGACCCCGGGGCACAAGGAGAGAUGGCAUUCCCUUUAUUGUUUAUUUGGUGCAACCCACAACUUGGGAGCCAAGAACCAUCCUAUCUUCUACUGAGAAGACCUACAAGGAAGUUCUCUGCCUGUAGAAAAGGUAAUUUUGAACGGAGAGGGGGAAAAUGUGUUUCUUCUGAUGAUAAUGGUAAGAGGUAGGAAGACGGGAAUCACCCCAGAAGUGGGGUGUGGGGGACAGGAUGCCCACACUCUGGCACUCUGGUAAAGCUGUCUCGCCACCCCAUAAUAAAAAGGAAGUAGGCUUCAGCAUUUCAAACCUAGCAGGCUGUCUCCACUCAGCUACUAAUCCCAGGCUGCCGCUGAGCAAACACCCUGAGGCAUGCAUACUCAGACUAUGAUGGAGAUGUGUGCCCCCCCCCCCCCCCCCCCCCGUGCUAAAACAUCUCAGAUUUCAGCAUCUCGCAAAGCACAGGUGAGGUGAACAGGAGUCUUGGCAUAAGUGAGAAAUACAAUGCCUUGGACUCCGAAUUAACUUCACCACAGGGAGACAGGAGCGACGACGGGAACACAGAUGGUGAGUGGCAGAAAGAGGGACAGAUGAAACCAGUGUGCAGAAGAGUGGCAAGUUUCAGUUGACACCUCGGCUGCCAAGGUGCCUGGCUAGAGACCAGGAGGGCUUCACACCCCAGCUCCUUCCUCUCUGCCUUACAUUCGGGAGCUUGUGCCAACAGGGACAGCAAGCGCCUUGCUUUUUCAACAACAUUCAGGUGGGACCUCGGUGGCUGACCUCUGAUGUCAUCAUUUCUCUGUACCUAGUUGACUUUUGCUUGAGUUUUUCAGCCCCCCUUGUUGGAGAAGUCCCUGCCUGGGCACUAUUAAUUACAAACUUUACACCAAGAGAGAUGUCCUCAGCUCUGUGUAGCUCCUGUCGGAGGCUUCACCAGUGUUCCUGACGGGAGGUGGCCCUGGCACUUGGGGGGGGGGCACAAUCAUGCUGGCGCUUUCUUUUCUGCAUAUCAAGUUGAAGAUGGAAUUUUCAAAUCUGGAUGUGGACCCCCAUGACAUGUGCGGAAAAGGACAGUGAUCGUGUGACAUGUUUUGUCAAGGCUCCUCAUUUACAGGGGACUGCGUUAGUAGAGCACACACUUCCUCUCUUGUAAAGAAUGCUUACCCUCAGGGGAAAGGUCGAGGGGGCGUUCUCACAGAGCACAAGAUGCUCCGAGCCACCUCACCAAGCAUACCCUACAGGAGAAAGGAGUCUUUCCAUGCGUAAGGGGAAGUCCUAAGGUAGGCCGGGAAGCCCAUGAUCCGUUCACCAGGUCUGUUCAUUCUGUUUCUAAACCCCAAGACCCAAGAGGGAGCACUAAGGGUGAGUGGGAGAGCUAAGGGUGGGUGGAUAAACUUCUGGGGGACCCCUGGGGCAACCUGUUGGGGGAACUUUACUGCUGAUCUAAGUCUUCACUGACUUCAAGCAUAGCCUAAUCCUGUAGAACAGGAAGCUUAUCAUGAUCGACCUGAGGGGUCUGUCUGGUCCACGUUAAUCCACUGAUGGCUGAAAAAAGGCAUGUGUGACUGAAUUUUACCAGAUCUCUGCCCUUCGCUCCCUCUCUGUUGGCCACCCACAGCCACAGGAGGAGCAGGGGACACAUUCCAGGAGCACGAAGUCGAAGUCUCUGGUGGCAUUUAGGUCCUGAGGAUUACACUAUGUCCCCAAGGAGCCUCUUUUACUUCCUGUGUGACACAACUAUCUCUCUCUCUCUCUCUCUCUCUCUCUCUCUCUCUCUCAUUCUCUCUCCUCCCCCUCCCUUUCCCUCUCCCUCUCCUCUCCCUCCCCCUCACUCAGAAAGCCUGUGCCCCAUUUUUGGAUUUCUUGGUAGUCACUCAAUGAGAGUGGCGUCCUCUCAGCUCGCCCCCCACAUGCCUGAGGACACAGGCCCUCUGUUCCAGAAACCAUGCUUCCUAAGCAUUCUCUCCAGGUUUUAGGCCAUUCCGGUAGGUUCUAUCUCUAGGGAUUAACUCUUUGUCCACAUGUUAGGAUCCCAGGUCAAGGUCCCUCUACUCCUAGCCCCUGCCCUGCCACUCCCAGUCCCCACUGAGUUCACAGUAUCUAGGACCAAAGCCACAGUAGCAAUUUUCCUUGAGAUAGACAGGGCUUGGUGUCAGCCCCACUCUGCUCAGAGAAGGGAAUGCAGGCUCAUCGAGAGCACAGGUGCUGAAACCGGGGGUGACCUUGGCCUGACUUUAGACCGCUCUCAACCUUACAGUCAUAAACACUAAGGCCAGACUCUCCACCUGACUGCUCUUAACUCUCCUUACUUGCCUGAGCAGCUACUUGAGAGGCUGAUUUCUUGCCUGUUGCCAGGCACCCUUGCUUUGUUAGGGAAUGCUAAUUUGGGAGUGCAUGUGCCCAUUCCAACCUAUCACAGGAGUCCUGGGCCUCUCCUCAGUAACGAGUGCGGCUCCUUCAGCCUCUUCACAAAAAUAAGCUGUCACGUGACCCCUGGGAAGCCUCACAAAGCAAAGUAGCAAAGAAUUGCUGGACUCUGGUCUGCAGACCCCACGGACUAUUUAUUGUCACAACAAGAGUGGCCGGGUCUUCUCCCCAAGGGAUGGCAGAGACUUUUUUAGCUUCAGAGUGGAUGCAAAGUGGGUCCAAACUCAUUCUUCCUACUUCCGGCUUUGGAUCCAGGUCAAGGUACUUCACCUCUGAACUCCAGUCACCUCAGCCAGGCAGUUGUAAUGGCAAAGGUAUCCACACCAGAGGGCGGGGGUGGGGCUGCCGAGACACAGGCCGCAAGGUGUGUGAUGUUGUGGCAGGUGUCUGGCACACGCAAAGAGUUUGGUGUCUACUGUUGGGGCUGACGGGGACAGCUAUGAGAAGGCCGGAGGCAGGGCUGGGAAUUCCAGGCCCCUUGCAACAUAACCCCGAUUAGAGCCUCAAAGCUGCAGGAGGAUAACGCCUGCCAGUUCCUUGGAGCUGGCUGGGUAGGGUAGCAUGUCCAUCAUCGGAAUGGAUUGUUACCGUACAGCAUCACGCAGAGAGCCUACUGCCCCACACCUCGGCAGCUGGGAAGGCAGAAGCAGACUCUAGCCCAAGGCUGCUAACUUCUACCACCAACAUGCAUCUGCUUGGAUCUGGGACCACCUAACCAGUCUGCCCUGCAGCUGAACCAGACACCACCUGGAGGGACACUUCUGAAGGGAAAAAGGUCACCUUUACCAGGGGCUCAAAGCAGCUAAGACUCACACACUCCAUGAGUUUUCCCUUCUUUCCCCAUGGGACCUGAACUUCCCCACAGCAGCCCUGCUUUUGGUGGGGACUUUCCAUCUAUGUGUUGCCCCUUCUACGCCCUUGUGUUUCUUAUUAAAGGUCAGUGUGGCCCACGCAGCGCCACACUGACUAUCUGUGAGCAUGAAUUUUCUUAUCAGGAAGCACAUGGCGUAUGAUUGCCUCCCCCAAAAAAUAUGCCUUAAAAACCUCCUAAGGCCUAAAUUGCACCCCCCCCCCAUCCCCCAAGUGCCGUGUUCCUAGAGAUAUCCCCACCCUCCGAGCCUAGUUCCUCUGGUCACAAAAAGCAAAUGUCCCUCUGUUGCCAGGAUACCAAGCCUUCCCUCCUGUAUGCCCCUCUGUGUACGCAGUAAUGUUGGGGCACUGGCCAAGGGAUAUCUCUCAAGGAGAAUAGGGGUGGUUCUUCCUGCUAACAGCUAGGAUCAUGGGGAAAGCGUUUGUUUACCUGUGCACUGAAGAAAGCUGGAGUGAGGGAUCCUGAGGGGAGGGCUGGGCUGUUGAGGGCGAUGGAGCCGAUGUCGGUGCCGGAGAGCAACAGUUGGGGCGCGGAGAUUUCCAAGCCUUUGGGUUUUUUGCCUUUUGGGGGAAGAGAUGGAGACUUGGUUUUGGAGCCCGAUGACAGAUUUAGGGGCUCCAGAGAAUCCGCGUCAUGGCAGGCUGCCUCCAGGAAGAGGCUUCUAUGUUCGGAAGGGAGGGGAGAGUUGGGGGACAGGGAUGGGGACCGAGAUGAAGAGGGUGAUGCAGACGAAACGCUGGCAGCAUUUGGCAACAUUAAAGAGGAGAUCUUGGCUGAAACAGACGAGGCCAGGAAAGCGGAUGCCGCCGCGGCGGCCUCGGAUGUGGAAGGCAGGGACACCACAGGCCUGGUGAUGUGCUUGUCGGUUUUAUUGGUCACAAACCUGAUCACAGUCCUGACUUCUUCCACAGGGGGGCUGUCAUCACAUGGCUCCUCCAGCUUCUCUGUCUUGAUGGCCUUGAAGGCCUCUGGAGCGUUCUGCAGGGAGUUGAUGGUGAAGGACGAGUACAGGCCUGAGUGGAUGUAUUCGUUGCGGCUCGCGCUUUUGAGGGAAGACAAGCCGUGCUUGUGGAUCUCUCGGCCUUCCGGGGACACCUUACAGUCGCUGUCCUGCAGCAGGAGGCUCUCCCGGCUGAUCUCUACCGCGUGAGGAUCCAUUUUUAGGAUAUCCGGGAAAGAGACGAACUUGUACACAAACUUCUGCCCGAUCACUUUCUUGAUAAUGUUCUGUGAAUGCAAAAGCAGACAUUGCAAUGGGUAAGCCAGAGACAUGGAAGGAGGGUACACAGGCCUGACAAAUGCUGGCAGCAGCUGAAGCACCACCGAUAUUCCUGACGCCCACAGGGUGCCUACGAGGAAUGACUCACGUUUGCAUUUGCACUGUGGUCCUGCUGACCAGGAAUAGUGACUGAGGUCUCCAGCCUACGGCAACUUUCUCAUCUAUUGUCUGUGAUAAUUUCGUAAUAGCAAAAACUACCACUGAGUUAGCACUUAACUGUGUGGCUGGGAUGAUUCAGACCUUAGCACGGAAAAUUUGCACAGUAAUCCUACAAGCAGCUUUUGUCAUUUUUGUUUUGCAGUUAGGAGAGGGAGCUAGGGAGAUGGCCUAGCGAAUAGAUUGCAAGCAUAAGACCUGAACUCCGGAUCAGCAGUAUCCAUGUAAAAGGGUUAACAACGGGGAUGCCUGGGACAAGCUAAGAUGUCCAGGAUGACUAGGACGGCUAGCUAGAUCAUCCUGAAUCCAUGAGCUCUGGGUUCAGCAAGGGUUCCUGUCUCAGGAAGUAAAGUGGAGAGUAAUUAAGGAAGACCCCUGACGCAAGUCUUGUGCCUACAUACACACAUGCAGGCGUGUGCACCCUUGCACCACAUAUGCCCGCACAUGCAUGCAUGCAUACUACAUAACAUGCAAAAAAAACAAAAAGUCUUAAGAAUUAGGAGAUAAACUUUCAGUACUGCAGUGCCCCACAUGGCCGAGGUUAAGCAAGAAGUGGCAACGGAGGACUUCCUUCACCCUAACAUGGUACUGUCUUACCUGCCUCUGGGAACCAGGAGAAUACACUGAAAUACUAACAGGGAAGCACUCUUUGGGAAGCAUCCAAGAAUCUUAAGUUACCGCUACCUAGCAAUGCAACGUUUUCUUCAGUCAGGCAGCCAUUUCUGGCAAGAGAGCCACUGGAGAGGAAGAAAUCGCCCGUUUGGAUAUUUAUGGCAUUUGGCUCAUAUUCUUAGUCGCUGGUGUCUGCUUCUGGCUCUUCAGCUAAGGUUCCAUCCCUCCAGCAUCAGGAUAUAAAUGGAAAAUGAAAAUUGCUCUGAAGGCAAAAGUUUUCUCAGCCCAUGAGCGAGUGGGUUUUAUGUGGAAGGUUGUGUGCUGUUCUUAAGGCUAAUUGGGCUGGGAGAGCUGUCCCUGAAGGACCUACCCAGUUCCAUGUCUGUCUGGCAAAUGCUUGCUGCAGGGCUCAUCCUGUGGUUAACUUGCAGUCCUAAGUACUCUGGGGAAGAAAAAGAUGGCUUCCCUCUGGCUCAAAAAGCCAGCAUUAUUCUAUGAGAAAGAACCCUAUAGGUUUCUUUACAAACUCCUCCUCCUACACCUUGUAAAAAAAUCAAUCACUUGAGGGAGAAGCAUUGUAUGGAUAGAGUGCCCUACAAGUCCAGCCAUCUGGUGUAUAAAUCCUACAGUAGCCCCCAUGGAGGGAGGAAGGUAGCAUCCUUCCACUGCCAAGACAAAUGUGGAGCUAGAGCCACAGCCACAGACUGCCAAGAUCUCCUGGCACUGAAGCCAGAGCCUUUCCACACUUCCUCACAGCGGGGAAGAAAGCACAGUACCCCCUGACAGAGACAUCUCUGUCAUUUCUGACCCUCCUUGGGUGCUCAGGGCUUGUUCUAGCUAUGACCAUGUUAGACUUUCCCGUCCUUUCCUACAACAUCAGAGAACCUAGUUGCCACGUUCAAGAAGAAAUUCCUCAUUGUGGGAUUUUACAAGAGGCAUGUAAGGGAACCCCCUCCCACCAUGAGCCCCAGAGAGAGCCCUUGUCCAGCAAAGCACACAGGUGUGCCUGUGCCAAGGGACAGGUCAGACUGAACCUAGUUAAACAGUCCCACGGCUGCUGUGCUAGGGUUCUCUGGGCUGCAACUCACCCCACCAAAAUCCAUGACUCUGGUCCCAUGGUGACUCUAGCUGAUCUCACCCCCAUGCUGGCAAAUCUUCAGAGGAAUGGGGGGGAGGGGCAAAGAAAAGUUCCACCUGCUGCUGAGGGAUGGUAUCUCUCUUGAGGAGAGCGCCAGGCCUGGGUGGAGACCAUGCCAGGAAAACCAGCUCCCCACAGGAAAAGACUAAAUCAGGGAGUCCAGGGCCUGCAUGACCCAAAGCUAUUCCUGUUAUAAAGGAGUAUGUACUGUGGAGCCUCCUCUGCUAAAACUGCUGGUUCUUUUUAUUUAUAUCCUAUAUAUUACAUUUUUAUUUAUAUCCUAUAUAUUACAUUUUUAUUUAUAUCCUAUAUAUUACAUUUUUAUUUAUAUCCUAUAUAUUACAUCUUUAUUUAUAUCCUAUAUAUUACAUUUUUUUCUUACUUAUAGCUGGUACUUUCCUGUUUGGCAGAAAACUUUUUUUUUCCUUCUCAACCACUUUAAACACUCAUCUCAAUUGAGUGAAUCUCUUAAGCCUAAGUAAUUGCACAGAUAAACCGUUGCUUCAACUGACCAGUCCCACAAACUAAUUUUCUUUAACGGCUGGAUCAGAGAGAUGAUUACUAUAUUUGUGAGUUAGCCAACAAGCAGCGAGGGACUGUUAUAAAGUGUGUUUUAGGGUCCAAUGAUAUCGCUCGGCGGUUAAGGGCAUAGACUGCUCUGUGGGAAGACCUGAGUUAGCGUGCUAGCAUCCAUGCUGGGUGGCUCACACUUGCCUGGAACUCACAUCCUGGAGGAUCCGAUGCCCUCCUCUGACUUCCUUAGACAUCCGUACAUGGGGAACAUAUUCACACAGGCAUGCAGACAUGAAGCAAAAGCCUUUGAAAAGCACUUUAAGUCUCUCCUCAAAAACUUGGUUGGGGUUUAAAAGCCAGUCAUGGAUGGAGAGCCGCCGGGCCCUGACUCACAAGCCUUCCAGCUGACGAAGGACAGGAAACUGAUACAGACUUAGGACGGAGUAUUACGCAACACCAAAAAAGCAAGAAGGGCAGAGACAUGCUACGACAGGAUAGGAGUCAUCGUGCUAAGAGACUUUAAAGGCUGUCUAUCAUAUCGUCUGUUUAUAUGAAAUGUGUGGAGCAGAAAAUAUCCAUCGCAGGCUGGCGUGGUGUAAUCCUAGGACUCUGGAAGCCGAGGUGGAAGAAUGGGAGGUUUGAGAUCAGUCUGGGCUGCACAGCAAAACCAUCUCAGAAAGCCAAAAAGAGGAAAGAGACCAUUUAAUCACAAUGUGGAUUACAGGUACCCAGGUGUAUCGGCCAUUUCCAGGAGACACUUUUACAUCACUCUUUUCCAAACUCUGGCUCUUGUCUUCCCACCCCCUCAGCCACCAUUUUUUUUUUUUUUGAGACAGUGUCUUAUUGUAUAGCCAGUCUGGAACUUGCUGUGUAGACCGCCCUGUCCUGGAACGCAAGAGAGAUCAGCCUGUCUCUGCCUCUUGAGGACUAGAAUUAAAACAAUGUUCCACCACACCCAGUGCCCUAAAACCUUCUACAUAGAUGCUACCUACAUAGAGACAUGCAAACACCUCUACAAUGUCACACAUCCUUUGAGAGUUUCUAAAACUUCUGUCUCACCAGUUUGUGGACUCGGUAAAUGCUAAUCAUGUAUGUGUGGAACAUGCUUUACCAGGCUAGCACUUCAGUGUUGACCUCAGGUAACAUGUCUGGAUGUCAUGCCCUCCGACUGCUUAGCCAACUCUCAUUUUCUCAAUGGGUCUCCCAUCCUUCUCUCUGGUCCAGCUCUCCCACGCUCCGUCCUCUGAGGGCUCCCUGGAACUGCAGCCUUUUACCCUCUGACCUUGCCCCACCCCGUCCUGUGCCCAGCCCAGAGGGAAAGUUGUAGAGAGGCCUCCUGCACCACCAGCUGGGGCUUUUCUCAGCCUUGUGCUGAGAGCCCAGCUGGGAAAGGGGACAAUAUCAGAGGACCUUUCCCAGAAAUAUCUUCUUGAUACUACUGCAAGGCCGUGCUUGGAUGAAGUCCUCAUCUGUAGAAUGGGACCGACCGACCCACCUAAAGCUUGCAGCCAGAUACCCAAUAAAUCCACACGCGAAACACCGUUUAUCAGCUUUAGCGUAACGUUCUUAUUCUCUGCUCCCAUUUAGCCAGUAUCAACCCAUUACCACUACCCACUCUUGGCCCGGAUGACAAUUUAAUAGAUAAUAUAGACCUCCUAGAUGGCUGCAUGCCUUCUAGAGUUUUUCACAGUUCUGGGUUAAAUAGCCCAUGGCUCAGCAGGCACAUCACAUCUGGUUUGUAUAUCUCAACCAAGCCGGGGAAGCAUGGUGCUUUACUAAGUUGGACCCACACAAGAAAGAGAUGUGAAGUUUACGGUAUAUAUUCACCAUGGAGAAAAGCUCACACGACCCAACUAAUUACCAGGGCUGUGGGGAGGGGACAAGAGCACUGGCCCUCGGGGACCCAUUACUAAAUUGAGGAGUCUCGGGAUUCGCAGCAAUGAGGAUCCCAGCCUGUGGCAGGGACACUGCACACUAGGUCCUGUGCAGAGGCACAGACAAGAACCAGACACCCAGACGAUGCCAGCAGCUGCUUGACGCCUCUUGAGGCAAGAAAUGUGCUGCCAGACAAGGAAGAAUAGCCUGGCGUACUGACGGUGGCCACGGCUCCGAAGGGAGAUCACCGGAGGCUGCUGGCCCCAGGGCCUGUCACCGAGGUCCCAGGCACAGGGAACCAGGAGCUUGAGCGCUGGCACACACAGGAUGAUAGGUUUCCGUGGGGCGCCUUCUCACAGCAAACGUUUCAUACAAACUGAGCUGUGGCAAAAAAGGCUAAAGGAAGGCCACCAGCUGCCAGGAACACAGCCACCUUACAAGGGACACACCACCCAACCGCUUUAAAGAUGGAGCUGUCAGGAGUCGCUGUGUAGACAGGGAGGUUUGAUCCAACACCUCGUCGUGGAGAAGUAGGUUAAGUAUUUCAGAGAACAGCAGCAUUCUGACUUCCUAUGUCUUUACAUAGACUUUAGGUGAAAAUUAUAGUGCCCAUGGAUGUCCCCAACAUUAAUGAAAUAAUGUUAGUGUGUGUGUGUGUGUGAAUUCAUGCUUAAAAGAGAAAUUAAUCAAGAUGAAUAAUAAAACGUAAUAGUGAUUAUA
This is a messenger RNA of Rattus norvegicus (Norway rat), 29724 nucleotides long. The record is from RefSeq and is a predicted model, not a curated record. Lineage: Eukaryota; Metazoa; Chordata; Mammalia; Rodentia; Muridae.